AUGGUCUCAAAGAGCUCCACCACCACCAUUGCCCUCAUCAUCAUCUUCCUCAUCGCCAGCCUCGCCAGAGCUGACCUCUUCCUCUCGCCUUCACCGGCUACGACCAACGACUUUGGAACGUGCCCUAGAAACCCAACACAAUUAGGCGUAUGUACCAACGUCCUUCGCCUAGCCAAUGUUACAGCUGGCGACACCAGAGCGCGACCGUGUUGCAGUGCCAUCAAUGGCCUUCCGAACAUCCAAGUAGCCGAUUGCCUCUGCUAUCUCUUCAGGCCACUUCCUUUGGUUUUCAGUCUCGACGAGGCCGUUAGAGAAAUAUUUUUCGCUUGUAAUAUGAUCUUUCCUAUCGGUUUUCAGUGUCCACCCCCUUCAACAGCGAUUACCCCUUAA
Messenger RNA from Microthlaspi erraticum, 390 nucleotides. Lineage: Eukaryota; Viridiplantae; Streptophyta; Magnoliopsida; Brassicales; Brassicaceae. The record is from the annotation of a GenBank genome assembly.